GUCAAAUAGCGGUUGAUUUGAUUCGCGUUUCAUUUGUAAUUGGCUUUUACGUUAUCUAAAAUCGUAUAUUGAGCCUGAUAAAUCAUUGCUGCUCGAGGUAUCAGUCAGAAAUGUCUUUGGCUAACUUAUUGCUAUGCCGCGUCGUUUCUGGGGCAUAAGGCGGUUGCUAAGGAUGCCGUUGGCGGAGGCGGGGGAUCAAUAUUCAAUAUGGGUUGGCCUAAUAUACGUGUUCAACCUGAUCGUGGGCACGGGCGCGCUGACGCUGCCGGCGGCGUUCGCGCGGGCCGGCUGGGGCCUCAGCACCAUCUCCCUCGUGUUCCUGGCGUUCAUGAGCUUCAUGAACGCCACCUACGUCAUCGAGACUAUGGCGUGCGCCAACGCUGUGUACAAGUGGAAGUUGCUGCAGUCUAUUAAGAGGGAUAGUGUACAGGAGCAUGAAGGCCACGAUUCAGACGAGCCAACAAACGAUAUGGAGGAGCCGCUCGUCUGUGCUUCCGUGCCUUCUCGAUACUACAGCCUAGACAGGCGCGUCGAGCUCGGCGAGAUGGCCAACUUGUUCCUGAGCCGCACCGGCAGAACCCUGUUCUACUGCACCCUCUGCGUAUACCUGUUCGGCGACCUGUCUAUAUACUCGGCGGCUGUGGCGAAAUCGGUCAUGGAUGUUGUUUGUUCAUCCGUCCCCGCAAACCUGACGAACACCUCCGACUGGGACGCGCUGCCGUGUUUCAACAGCACCAGCCCUGAACCAUACACGCGGCUGGCCUGCUACAGGACCGCUCUGCUCUCCUUCACCGCCGCCAUUGGCCCGUUCGUCUUCUUCAACAUGCAGAAGACCAAGUAUCUGCAGCUGUUCACCACUGGCAUGAGGUGGUUAGCAUUCACCAUAAUGAUAUCGUUCGCGAUCCACCUGCUGCUGCACUCGGGCGCGCAGGGCCACCCGCCGGCCUUCGACUUCAGCGGCAUGCCGACUCUCUUCGGCGCCUGCGUCUAUUCCUUCAUGUGCCACCACUCCCUACCCGGCCUGAUCUCCCCCAUCAGAGGCAAACAACGCCUCGGCUUACACAUAGCUCUAGACUACGCUCUUAUAAGCGCCUUCUAUCUACUCCUAGCCUUCACUGGAGCCUUCGCGUUCGCACAUUUAAACGAUCUAUACACCUUAAACUUCAUACCCACGGGCGAAGACAAUCUAUUCGUUAAAAUAAUUGAGUAUUUCUUAGCUUUAUUCCCCGUGUUCACAUUGUCUACCAGUUAUCCGAUAAUAGCUAUCACUUUGAGGAACAACUUGCAAAGUAUGUUUCUUGAUAUGACUCGUUUGGAGUCCUAUAAUUUUGUUUUACGUAAAUUAUUGUUUCCUAUAGUGGCAGUCGCGCCGCCGCUGGUAGUUACAUACUUCUUAGAAGAUAUAGGUGUCCUUAUUGAGUUUACAGGGUCUUAUGCAGGUACUGGUAUUCAGUAUUUAAUUCCUACAUUUUUAGUAUUGUCCGCGCGUCGGCAUUGCACUAAUCUAUUAGGUUUAGGGGUCGCGAAUCAGUACAAAAGCCCGUUUUCAAGCCAAGCUUGGGCAUUAUUUGUGUUGGCGUGGGCUGUCAUGUGUGUAAUAUUGGUAUCGGUAAACAUUGUCGAAAAGAAUUCAUGACCGUAUAGGCUUGUAGUAUAACUGCUACAGACAAAUGAACUGUAAUAGACUAACCCCUUUAUUCAUAAACGUCUGCUAAAGUUGACAAGCC
Messenger RNA from Cydia fagiglandana, 1727 nucleotides. RefSeq names its product transmembrane protein 104 homolog. The coding region runs from base 134 to 1636 and encodes 500 amino acids. Lineage: Eukaryota; Metazoa; Arthropoda; Insecta; Lepidoptera; Tortricidae. The transcript is spliced from 5 exons. The record is from RefSeq and is a predicted model, not a curated record.